GAGGCGCACCUCCUGCGCGGUGCGGAUCCGGACUCUGGGCUGGAAGGGCUGCCCGAGAGGAGACGGCCAGGGCGAUCGCUCAUCCUGAAGGCCGCGGCCGUGGGGAUCGUCGCCGCCCUGGCGCUCCUCGGCGUCGUGGCCGCCGCCCAGGGGGCGCGCAGGGGCCCAGAACCCAGCCCGAGCCGGGCUCCGGCCGCGGCGGCUGCGCGGCUUUUCGGGUUGCCAAAGUUGCAGCUGCCGUUCAUGCAGCCCGCCGCGGCGCCGCCGGCGGUUGCGGCCCCACCCCAGGUUGCCGUGGCGGACCAGCCGCUCCAGGAAGUCGCGCCCGCGGAUGCUGCUGGGGCCGCGCAGGCAGCCCAGGGCGUGUUGACGCCGGCUGUUACCACGACGCCCGCACCUGGAGGCUGCUUUCAGACAGAGGAC
Molecule: messenger RNA, 423 nt
Organism: Prorocentrum cordatum
Lineage: Eukaryota; Dinophyceae; Prorocentrales; Prorocentraceae
Source: the annotation of a GenBank genome assembly